UUUUUUUUUACUAACAUUCGGUAGAAUCAGCUUUUUUUCCUAUUGUGCAGCAUCCAUUUCUCCCAUCUAUACAGCCAAGACAAGACUAUAAAAUACAAUACACAUCACAUUGCUGCAAUGAGUUGGUCUGGUCUUAAGAAGAAUCUGUCCAGGGCAACCACUUCGGUGUUGUCCAAGACAGGAAAUAUUGAUAGGACAACAGACCGGGAGUUUGAAGAAGAGGAGAAGCGCUUCAGGAGUCUGGAGCAAAAGGUUGAAAAGCUUCAAAAGGAGGCCAAUGGAUAUGCACAAGCCGUGAGACAUAUGACAGGAUCGCAGCUUAAGAUCGCAUCAACUAUUGAUCAAUUCUAUGAUGAAGGAGCACCAAUGGGGAUUUAUGGCGUGAAAUAUAAAGAGGCUGUUGCCAAGCUUGAGCAGCAAACCCAAGACGAAGUGGAUGCUACAUUCAGAACGACAGUGCUAGAGCCUAUAGGCAGAUAUUCUGCCUACUUUCCAGAGAUCAAUGAGGCAAUCAAAAGGCGUAAUAAGAAAUUACUUGACUAUGACUCUGCUCGAUCUAAAGUCCGUAAGCUAGUGGAGAAACCAUCGGAGGAUAAUACGAAAUUACCACGAGCAGAACAGGAAGCUAAUACAUUGCGAGAGGCCUAUGAAAGUAUCAAUGCACAAUUGACCUCAGAACUCCCCAAGAUCAUUGAUAGUCGAGUGGCGUACUUGGACCCAUCCUUUGAGGCGGUCGUCAAAUCACAAUUGUCGUUCUCCCAGGAUGCACACAGCACUCUGGAAGGCCUGCGACAGUUCUUUCCACCGGAGACAGAGGGCUAUGAACUUGAGGAGUCAGCAGAGGGCAUCUUGGCCCAGAUGAGAGAGUUGUCUAUCUGUGGGCUAGCCUAAAAACAAUGAGA
Molecule: messenger RNA, 902 nt
Organism: Lobosporangium transversale
Lineage: Eukaryota; Fungi; Mortierellomycota; Mortierellomycetes; Mortierellales; Mortierellaceae
Exons: 5
Coding region: 118-891 (257 amino acids)
Biological process (GO): endocytosis; actin cortical patch localization; plasma membrane tubulation
Cellular component (GO): mating projection tip; medial cortex; actin cortical patch
Molecular function (GO): lipid binding; protein binding
Source: RefSeq, a predicted model, not a curated record